Molecule: messenger RNA, 813 nt
Organism: Clunio marinus
Lineage: Eukaryota; Metazoa; Arthropoda; Insecta; Diptera; Chironomidae
Source: the annotation of a GenBank genome assembly
AUGAUUGAAUUCAAUGAUUUUCUGUUAUUGAUUCGACAAAUCAACGGAACAAUUGCUAUUCUUAGUGAGUGGUUAAGUGACACAUUCAUUCAAGUGGGAUUAGGUGUCGUCAUUUGGGCUGGAUAUUUAAGUCACUGGAUUUCCUCUUCACGUUCAACGUCGGCGACACGAGCCUUCGAAGGCGACAAUCAAGUUAUUGAUGGCAUUUCAAUAUCAUCAUCGACACUCGACUCAAAGUUAGAAGAAAUUGUCGUUAGUCAAGCAGGAAUUGAGUCAAGCAUGAGUCGAAAUGACGUGCGUAAAAGUAAAUCGAAGGUGCGAAGUUACUUCAAGAAAUGCAAAGAUGCACUUUAUGGCCACUCAAGCGAUGAUACUUGCAACAUAACGGUGGAUGAAGAUCUCUCGCAAUCUUCUAAUACUUCAUGGUACCUCACAACAACCGCUUUUGAAUCUAAUGACUCGGUAAACAGAGCGAGCUCAGAUCAACUGCCAAAAGCUAUGAAAACGAAUCAAGUCGAUGUUCAGGAAGCAAUCGAUAACGAAAUUAAGUGCAUAGGCAUGACUCAAACAUUGCCUCUAGUGGAAUCUCAGGUCAAUAAGGAUGUUUGUACAGUUCCAAGUCUCAUUGAUAAAUAUUUGGGUCAACAUUAUCCACUGUAUCGGGAACAUACAAGAGACGUUCUAAUACGUCAAGCACGGGAUAUUCUUGUUUGUACAUUUCAUGGUGACCUCACGUCAUUCGAACGUCUCUUUCUGUUGCCAGCUGUUGAAAUUAUCGAGAAGAUCAAACAAAAAUUUCCCUGUGGAGAUACG